Molecule: messenger RNA, 2289 nt
Organism: Oryza sativa Japonica Group (Japanese rice)
Lineage: Eukaryota; Viridiplantae; Streptophyta; Magnoliopsida; Poales; Poaceae
Source: RefSeq, a predicted model, not a curated record
UUCUCACCACGGUCACGCCGAACGAACGAGACGGCGGUCUCGCUCGCUCGCUCGCUCUUCGUUCGGCCUCGGCCGCGCGAGGUAGGUGGCGCGACUCGGCGCGGCUCGGCUACCGAUCGCGCGUCCCCGCAAUCCUUGACCCUUUCCAAAUCCCACCAACACGAGCCCUCGUUUUAAAUCUACUCGUGCUACGCUUACUUGCUUACACUUGACGAACCAACCUCACUUUCUCCCCGUAGCUGGCUGGGCUGUGGCUCGCUGCUCUCUCAUCCGCCACCUACCGCCACCACCUUCCCCCCACGGUCCAGCUCCUCACCGUCGUCGUUCGUCCUCGCCGAGUCCUAAUUUAUACCAACCCAUCCACCGGGCGAUCACACGCACGCACGCACAUGGUCGAUUGGUUAGCUCUCUUUCCCAUUGCCAUGGGCCGCCGCCUCUGAUCCCCCUCGCCUCUCGCUACCGAGUUGCUGGCCAUUGGUUGGUUGGUGGAUCGGGUUUGUCUCGCCGGGGCGCGGGGGGGGGGGGGGGGGGGGGCCCCAUGGCGUCAAUCAGGUCGUGCGUGUCGGUGAACCCGGCGGCGGCGGUGACCCCGGUCAAGUACAAAUCCGCGAGGGUCGGGGCGGCCGGGUUGGACCCAAAAGGCCUGAGGAUAUCUUGCUCUUCGUCUUCCUCGUCCUUGGCCGCAGGUGGUGGUGAUGGGUGCAGGGAUGCCGGGUGCGCCAGUAGCAGCGGCAGGGGCAGCGGUGUCGUUGGUUCGGUUGGCGAUGGUUGGUGGGGGAGGAGGGGCGGGCAGCGGGAGCGGGCCGUCGCCGCCAUGUGCAGCGCCGGCAUGGAGGGGGUCCGGCACGGCGCCGCCGCCGUGGCCAGCGUGCCGGCGGCGUCGGCGUCGGCGUUGCCGGAGCGGGCCAAGGUGGUGGCGCUGGUGGCGGCCGUGAUGCUGCUCUGCAACGCCGACCGGGUCGUCAUGUCCGUCGCCGUCGUCCCGUUCGCCGCGCAGUACGGCUGGUCCAGCUCCUUCUUGGGCAUCGUCCAGUCAUCUUUUCUUUGGGGAUAUGUUUUCUCAUCCAUGGUUGGGGGAGCUUUGGCAGACCGAUAUGGAGGGAAGAAGGUGAUGGCAGGUGCUGCUGCCCUCUGGUCCUUGGCCACUUUCCUCACUCCAUGGGCUGCUUCUCAAUCCACAAUUAUGUUGCUUGCCAUACGUGCUCUCUUUGGCCUUGCGGAAGGUGUUGCAUUUCCAACAAUGAGCACUUUCUUACCAAAGUGGUUCCCAACACAUGAACGUGCUACUGCUGUUGGCAUUUCUAUGGGAGGAUUCCAUCUUGGAAAUGUCAUAAGUUUCUUAGCAACACCGAUCAUCAUGUCACAUAUAGGCCUCGCCGGGACAUUUGCCUUCUUUGCAUCACUUGGUUACUUGUGGCUUUCUGUAUGGUUGUUCAAUGUUGAAAGUGACCCUCUUGACAGUCGUACAAUAAGCAAAUCUGAGCUGCAAUUAAUCCUAGCCGGAAGAAGUGCAUCAAAAAUUCAGGGUAGCAAAUUCCCAUCCUUACGAGAAAUUCUGUCGAAGAUCGAAAUGUGGGCCAUCAUUGUAGCUAAUGUGGUCAACAACUGGGGCUAUUUUGUACUACUAUCAUGGAUGCCUGUCUACUUUAAAACGGUUUAUAAUGUCAACUUAAAACAAGCAGCAUGGUUCAGUGCCAUACCUUGGGCAGUCAUGGCUCUGUCUGGUUACGUCGCAGGAGCUUCUGCAGAUUUCCUGAUCAAAUCUGGUUUCUCUGUUGCAUUAGUUCGGAAGAUUAUGCAGUCCAUCGGUUUUAUCGGGCCAGGCGUUUCACUGCUUUGCUUAAGAUUUGCCCAGACGCCAUCAGUUGCAGCAGUCCUCAUGACCAUCGCCCUGAGCUUGAGUUCCUUCAGUCAAGCUGGAUACUUCUGUAAUGUACAGGACAUUGCUCCCAAAUACGCUGGAUCUCUGCACGGACUGACGAACGGCAUCGGGACAGUGGCCGCCAUAGUUAGCACCAUAGGAACAGGCUACUUCGUGCAGUGGCUAGGAUCCUUCCAGGCCUUCCUCACCCUCACGGCGGUGCUUUACUUCAGCGCCACCGUCUUCUACAACACCUACGCCACAGGCGACCUAAUUUUUGACUGAGAUGAUGACAUUACCCCUCGUGUAAAAUCUCGAAGUGUAGUACUUCCACCAUUGUUUCUCUCCUAGUCCUAUGGCUGAGCCAGGAAACCAAUAAACAGAUGUUGAUUGAAAUUGAUUGAUUGACUGCCAUUUUUGGUGUAAAA